This is a messenger RNA of Bipolaris sorokiniana ND90Pr, 1708 nucleotides long. RefSeq lists its product as uncharacterized. The record is from RefSeq and is a predicted model, not a curated record. Gene Ontology annotation, biological process: intracellular protein transport; clathrin-dependent endocytosis. Gene Ontology annotation, molecular function: clathrin-cargo adaptor activity. The transcript is spliced from 3 exons. NCBI's taxonomy places the organism in Eukaryota, Fungi, Ascomycota, Dothideomycetes, Pleosporales, Pleosporaceae. Gene Ontology annotation, cellular component: cytoplasmic vesicle; AP-2 adaptor complex. The coding region runs from base 51 to 1361 and encodes 436 amino acids.
CCGCCAAUUCGCUGUCGACGCCCAUCUUGCUCUCUUUCUACCUCGCCGCCAUGCUUUCCGGCAUCCUCAUAUUCAACCAAAAGGGCGAGAACCUCAUCUUUCGCGCCUUCCGCAACGACUGCCGUCCACGCCUGGCCGAUGUCUUCCGCAUCCAGGUCAUUUCCAAUGCACAAGUCCGCUCCCCCAUCCUGACCCUGGGCUCCACCACCUUUAGCCAUGUCAAGCACGAGAACAUCUAUCUGGUAGCUGUCACCAAGAGCAACGCCAAUGCCGCUCUUGUCUUUGAGUUUCUCUACCGCCUUGUCGGGCUGGGCAAGGCCUACUUUGGCAAGUUUGAUGAGGAGGCUGUCAAGAACAACUUUGUCCUCGUCUAUGAGUUGCUCGACGAGAUUCUCGACUUUGGAUACCCCCAGAACACCGAGACGGACACACUGAAGAUGUACAUUACUACAGAGGGGGUCAAGUCGGAGAGGACAAUGGAGGACUCUUCCAAAAUCACUAUGCAGGCUACUGGUGCGCUUUCAUGGCGCCGAGCAGACAUCAAGUACCGCAAGAACGAGGCCUUUGUCGACGUUAUCGAGGACGUCAACCUGCUCAUGUCCGCAACCGGAACAGUACUCCGGGCAGAUGUGAAUGGUCAGAUUAUCAUGCGCGCAUACCUUUCCGGCACCCCAGAAUGCAAGUUUGGCCUCAACGACCGACUGACGCUGGGCGAGGACCAUCUGCAACAACCCUCGGGUAACAAGGCGGGCGCAAAGGCAACAAGGGCAGCAGCUGGUAGUGUCACGUUGGAGGACUGUCAAUUCCACCAGUGUGUCAAGCUCGGCAAGUUCGACGCCGACAGGAUAAUAUCGUUUGUUCCACCAGACGGCGAAUUUGAGCUCAUGCGCUACCGGGCGACCGAGAACGUCAACCUGCCUUUCAAAGUCCAUGCCAUUGUAAACGAAGUCGGCAAGACAAAAGUCGAAUACAGCAUUGCCAUUCGCGCCAACUACGGCUCCAAACUCUUUGCUACCAACGUCGUCGUGCGUAUACCUACGCCUCUAAACACCGCUAAAAUCACCGAGCGCACCUCACAGGGCAAAGCCAAAUACGAGCCAGAACACAACAACAUUGUCUGGAAAAUCCCACGCUUCACUGGCCAAAGCGAGUUCGUCCUAAGCGCCGAAGCUAGCCUGACAAGCAUGACCAACCAAAAAGCAUGGUCCCGACCACCACUCAAUCUCAGCUUCUCACUUCUCAUGUUCACUAGCUCUGGACUCUUGGUACGCUAUCUCAAAGUAUUUGAAAAGAGCAAUUACAGCAGUGUAAAGUGGGUACGGUAUAUGACGAGAGCAGGCAAUUAUGAGAUAAGAUUCUGAGAAAAGGCAUAUUUUGCUUUGUCCAUAUUAUUAUUACUAUUACCCAUUACCAUUAUUACUUGUGCUAUACAGUUCGGUGUUUGCAUUGCAUUGCAGGCGUCAUUGGAGGGAAGGGACUCGGUUAUCUACGAUAUCCUUGAAUAUAAUCAGAAGCGAUUACAUGAGACCCUUUUUUGUUUCUGUUGUACAUGGAUACUCUGACAGGCUGAUAUACAAGUUUCGUCCUCGAUCGUGGUGCUAGGUCGUUGCUAGCUGUAAUGCUUCGCAGGUACUGCUCUGCGAAAAGUCGUGUGUUGUAAACAUCCAUCCAACUCCAUACGCCAUCCAAACCCUUCUCUCCCACAUAC